Messenger RNA from Lactuca sativa (garden lettuce), 1880 nucleotides. RefSeq names its product RmlC-like cupins superfamily protein. NCBI's taxonomy places the organism in Eukaryota, Viridiplantae, Streptophyta, Magnoliopsida, Asterales, Asteraceae. The record is from RefSeq and is a predicted model, not a curated record.
UAACUCAAACCACCGAAACAAAGUUCAACAAUGGGAAAAAGUUCAUCGAAACUAUGGGUGUUUUUACUGCUAGCGGUUGUGGUGUCAAAUGCACUGGUGAUCGGAGUCUAUGGACAAGGUAGAAGUCGGUGGGAGGGUGAUGCUGGGGAGGAGACAAGAAGGGGGAGAAAAGAGGUGCCACCGGAGUCUCAACGUGGUCGUGGUGGUGGUGGGAGUAGGGAGAUGCCGCCGGAGGAAGAAGCUGGUCGUGGUGGUGCUGGUGGCGGUGGAGGUAGUAGGAGGGGACGAAUGGACUCGAGGAGGUUUAUACUGCAGGACGCAAAGCGAGUGGUGGCAACCGACGCCGGUGGAAUGAGAGUGGUGAAGGGUGUCGGUGGAAAACUCACAGAAAGUCCGAUGCAUAUUGGGUUCAUAACAAUGGAACCAAACAGCAUGUUCAUCCCACAGUAUCUUGAUUCCAGCCUGAUCAUCUUCGUCGAAUUAGGCGAGGCCAGAAUCGGGUCGAUCUAUCAAGACGAUUUCAUUGAAAAAGAUCUGAAAUCUGGAGAUUUGUACAGAGUCCAAGCUGGUUCAGCAUUCUAUAUCGUAAACACUGCAGAGGGUCAAAGACUCCAUAUCAUCACUAGCAUCGACACCUCCGAGAGCUCGGAUUGGAGUGCUUUUGAGUCGUUUUACAUCGGAGGAGGAGCAAACCCAUCUUCAGUGCUUGCCGGAUUCGAUAUCCAAACUCUAUCGACAGCACUUAAUGUUUCGUAUAAUACAGUCGGUGAGUUGCUUUCAAGUCGACAAAAAGGAGCGAUUGUGUACUUGAAACCCGACAGCGAGUCUGAAAAAGAACCAAGCUUAUGGAAGAGAUUCUUGGAUCAAGGAAAGCACGAGAAGCAAGCACAGAUGAAGAGAAUCGUUCAAGUACGUGUGAAAAACGACGAAGGAGAGAAGACGACAUGGUCGUUGACUGAUUUUGUAAAUUCCAUGUUUGGAGUGAACAGGAAGAAAGGUGACAGCAAGUCGCUGGAUUCAUACAAUAUCUAUGAUCGGAAACCUGAUUUCAAAAACGACUACGGAUGGAGCAUUGAGGUCAACGAAAACGACUAUGAACCACUUAAGAAAUCCGACUUCGGAGUCUAUCUUGUCAAUCUCACUGCGGGAUCGAUGAUGGCACCUCACAUUAAUCCAACAGCAAUAGAGUAUGGGGUAGUGUUAAGUGGAACUGGAAACAUUCAAGUGGUGUUUCCAAAUGGGACAUUAGCCAUGAAUGCUGAAGUGAACGAAGGUGAUGUGUUUUGGAUUCCACGAUACUUUCCUUUUUGUCAAGUAGCUUCACGAUCGAACCCGUUUGUGUUCUUUGGAUUUUCAACGUCGGCAAGAAACAACAGGCCACAGUUCUUGGUGGGUCAAGGUUCUCUUUUGCAAACCAUGAUGGGGCCGGAGUUUGCAACUGCUUUUGGGAUGAGCGAAGAGAGGCUAAAGGAGAUUGCUGAUGCUCAGAAGGAAACUACCAUCUUGCCGGCGGCUUCUGCAUCCCCAGGUGGUGGAGACGAGGAGAUUCCGGAGGGCGAGGGUGGUGGUGACGGGUCGCAGGAGGAGGAGGGUGGUGGUCGUUCGACUGAAUCGGUGGUGGAGAAGAUGGGAUCGAAGAUAAGGAUGAAGACGAACAGCUUUGCUUACAAUAUGGCAAUGGGGUUAGAAUAGUAUAGUGUUUGUAGAUCGUAUGUGUAUGAGGUUCGAUGAGGCCGUUUUUGGAUGUGUUUUCUUGUAUGUGCGCCUUUUCCUAGUUUUUUUUUUUUUUUUUUUUUUGGGUAUUUCUUCCUCCCCAACCUCAAAUAAUGGUGGUUUAUAAGUAAUCCGGUGUUUGUUGCAUAUAUAAUGAUCUUUUGACA